Messenger RNA from Nothoprocta perdicaria, 1987 nucleotides. RefSeq names its product ras homolog family member U (gene RHOU). Gene Ontology annotation, biological process: small GTPase-mediated signal transduction. Lineage: Eukaryota; Metazoa; Chordata; Aves; Tinamiformes; Tinamidae. The record is from RefSeq and is a predicted model, not a curated record. Bases 1 to 657 code for a protein of 218 amino acids. Gene Ontology annotation, molecular function: GTPase activity; GTP binding. The transcript is spliced from 3 exons.
AUGGUGGGUCUGGCACAACAGGCAGCAGAUGCCGUGCCUGUUGCAGGACGGACCCUGCUGCAUAACGUGGAUUUCCAGCUAGGUGUGGGAAACGGAGCACCUCACAUUGGAUCGUGCUGGGAACUGAAUGGUGCUGGAAAAGCUGUGGUGUCCGUGGACGGGAAGCCGGUGAGACUGCAGCUCUGCGACACAGCUGGCCAGGAUGAAUUUGACAAGCUUCGUCCUCUGUGCUACACCAACACGGACAUCUUCUUGCUGUGCUUCAGCGUGGUGAGUCCCUCCUCCUUCCAGAACGUGAGCGAGAAGUGGGUUCCCGAAAUCCGAUGCCACUGCCCCAAGGCRCCCAUCAUCCUGGUUGGGACCCAGUCGGACCUCCGGGAGGAUGUCAAGGUUCUCAUCGAGCUGGACAAGUGCAAAGAGAAGCCGGUCUCAGAGGAGGCCGCGAAGCUCUGUGCCGAGGAAAUCAAAGCUGCGUCCUACAUUGAGUGCUCUGCUUUGACUCAGAAAAACCUCAAGGAGGUUUUUGAUGCGGCCAUCGUGGCUGGUAUUCAGUACUCGGAUACCCAGCAGCAACCAAAGAAAUCCAAGUGUAGGACUCCAGACAAGAUGAAAAACCUCUCCAAAUCCUGGUGGAAAAAGUACUGCUGUUUUGUAUAGGAGUUGCAAGGACACAAGCGCUGCUCUGAGGAAAUCAAAUAGAGGCUAUAUUAGCUGAAAUCUCAUUCUGUGUUGUCCUGAGUGUAUAGUGUAGAUCCUAAUGUAUGUGUAUAUGUUGCUACUGGAUAUCUCGGUUGCCCUUUUGAGGGUGGCGGAAGGAUUUUUAGAUAAAUAGUUACCAGAAAUCAGGUCUGGCAUCAAUUUUCAUGACUAAAAUCUUUCAUAAAGGAAGAAAUGCACCAUGUGUCUCUGAGAUUAGAAGGAUUUGUACAACAGAUUUGACUCCUUGUGCCAUGAUGCAAAUGCGAUGGGGAGGAACAACUUAGAGGCUUUUGCUGUGAGGGCUAUUCCUGAGAAAAGUGCGAGUGACUGGAAACGUAGAGCUCCGUUCAUGGACAUUAACGGGAAAAAUAACACUGUGCCUCCUAACUGACGUUUUUAGCUUUAAAAACCCACUCCCGUGCUCUUCUCCAUGUUUUCCCAAAGCAACAUUCUUAGGGAUCACUUUAAAAAGGGUGUGCAAGUGGUGUAAUCUAUGCUCAAAUGCUGUAGCUGGAAAGGUCACACAUAUACCUCCAGUCUGCCGUUAGGGAACCUAAUGCAUUAAGGACCUGACAUCUCAUUUGUCACCUCCUGACUUGGAAAUCGUUUUCCCCCAUCCUUCCCCCGUCCUUCCCAGGCAGUUGUUUGGACRCCCAAGGAACAUUGCUAAGCUUUAACUCAUUGCUUCAAAUAGUGGUGAGUUCCUCUGUAUUUAUAAGACUUGACAAUAGCUCAUCUUUUUCGGCUAAAAGGAAUGUAAAUGUUGUUGUGUUGAGUUUUUUAAAUGUUCUUUUCAGAGCUGUUACAAGUAUCCAUGCAGCAACAUGCAAACUGCAUCCGUUUUUGUUUUGUUUUAAGUCUGCAACCAGGAAUUACAGAAUGCCCCUUCUCAUCCUUUUAGGCUGCUACGCAAAAUAACAAAUAGGGCAGAUAAAGAUUAUAAGCCACUGGGCUCUGGAAACUGAGACUCUUGUGUCCUCCUCAUGAUGCUGAUUUCGACCGAGUUAAUGUUUCCCUUCUAAAGGCAACAGUUGCUUGUUGUUGAACCUGGUCCAAGAUCACACUCUGGGAAUUGGCCGAGGUCACUCUGGAAACUUAACUGAUAAUUCCUUCCCAGAUCAGUCCAAGAAAUGAAAGUGAAAUGUACCCAAAAAGUUGCUGGGUGAUUAACACAACAUGGAAUUGAAUGUGACCUGCUCUUUGACUAAAUCUGAUUCCUGCAAAACUAAGCCUAAUUCCAGCCCCCUUGGGCUCAGGAGACCUUUGGGGUAACGUGGCUCUCUGCAAG